Molecule: messenger RNA, 1084 nt
Organism: Populus nigra (black poplar)
Lineage: Eukaryota; Viridiplantae; Streptophyta; Magnoliopsida; Malpighiales; Salicaceae
Product: AT-hook motif nuclear-localized protein 20-like
Exons: 1
Cellular component (GO): nucleus
Molecular function (GO): DNA-binding transcription factor activity; minor groove of adenine-thymine-rich DNA binding
Source: RefSeq, a predicted model, not a curated record
UUAGCAAUCCUGGCUAAUCCUUGGUGGACGGGUCAGGUUGGCCUGCCUGGCCUUGACUCUUCAUCCAAUUCACCUUCGUUAGGAAAAAUCAAUCGUGAGCUUUCCAUUAAUGAAACCAGCAACAGAAGCGGUGGAAGGGAUGAAGAUGAUGAUGAUAGAGAUACCGGAGAUGAGGCUAAAGAGGGUGCUGUUGAGGUUGGUAACCGAAGACCUAGAGGCCGGCCUCCUGGAUCGAAAAACAAACCCAAACCACCAAUUUUUGUGACUCGAGACAGCCCUAAUGCCCUCCGUAGCCAUGUCAUGGAAAUUGCUGGUGGUGCUGAUGUAGCUGAGAGUGUGGCACAGUUUGCUCGGAGGCGUCAACGGGGUGUUUGUGUGCUUAGUGGCAGUGGCUCCGUGGCCAACGUAACCCUAAGACAACCAGCAGCACCGGGUGCUGUAGUCGCCCUCCACGGUAGGUUUGAGAUUUUGUCCCUAACUGGGGCAUUUUUGCCGGGACCGGCUCCUCCUGGCUCUACUGGACUGACUGUGUACCUUGCCGGCGGACAAGGGCAGGUUGUUGGAGGAAGUGUGGUUGGAUCACUAAUUGCAGCAGGGCCGGUCAUGGUCAUUGCUGCAACUUUUGCUAAUGCCACUUAUGAGAGGUUACCAUUAGAGGAUGAUGAAGAAGCUGGAAGUGGUGGUCAGGGACACAUCCAAAGCGGAGCUAAUAAUUCCCCACCAGCGAUCGGAAGCAGUGGACAACAAGCUGGAUUGCCUGAUCCCUCAUCUAUGCCUGUCUAUCUGCCACCAAAUCUAAUGCAAAGUGGAGCUCAGCAAUUAGGGCAUGACGCCUAUGCUUGGGCACAUGCUGCUAGACCGCCUUACUGAUAGAGGAGCUAGCUAGAGAGGAGAUUUUCAUGAUCAGUGUGAUAUUGUGUUGUACUAAGAGGUAGGCGUUUAAAUUGGGAGGAAAAGAAGAAUACUAGAAUAGAGUUGUGAAGAGAAGAAAUCAUGCUAGCUUAUCAACGUAUAUUAAUUAAACUUCGCUUCGCUUUGCUUUGCUUUCUGUUAUGCAAUAAAAGGAUGAUUUCUGGCUUUUUAA